Molecule: messenger RNA, 2482 nt
Organism: Protopterus annectens (West African lungfish)
Lineage: Eukaryota; Metazoa; Chordata; Ceratodontiformes; Protopteridae
Product: glutamine--fructose-6-phosphate aminotransferase [isomerizing] 1
Exons: 19
Coding region: 209-2257 (682 amino acids)
Biological process (GO): carbohydrate derivative biosynthetic process; UDP-N-acetylglucosamine metabolic process; fructose 6-phosphate metabolic process
Molecular function (GO): carbohydrate derivative binding; L-glutamine:D-fructose-6-phosphate transaminase (isomerizing) activity
Source: RefSeq, a predicted model, not a curated record
UGUCACCAAGGGGUGUGAGGCCUACCAGUAAGGACACAAGUAUCCGCCCAGUGCGUCGUUUUAACAAAUCAAUGGGCGAACGUAGAGUGGUGGGAUGCCAACGCCAAGUCCUCGUUAGAAAAAAAUUGUGUGGUGUGUGAAGUAUCAGGAAAUAGAGCAGCUUUCAAGUGUGAGAAACAGUAUCUGUGUUUGUCAGUAGCUUACAGCCAUGUGUGGAAUUUUUGCAUACCUCAACUAUCAUGUUCCUAAAACAAGAAGAGAAAUUUUUGAAACCCUCAUUAAAGGGCUGCAUAGAUUGGAAUACAGAGGAUACGAUUCAGCAGGUGUUGGAGUUGAUGGAGGAAAUAACAAAAAUUGGGAAAACAAUGCUCAGCACAUUAAAUUAAUCAAACAGCGAGGAAAAGUGAAGGCACUGGAUGAAGAGAUUCAUAAAAACCAGGACUUGGAUAUGGACAUUGAAUUUGAUGUUCACUUUGGAGUUGCCCACACCCGUUGGGCAACUCAUGGAGAACCCAAUCCAGUCAACUGCCACCCACAUCGCUCUGACAAGAACAAUGAGUUUGUUGUGAUCCAUAAUGGAAUCAUCACCAACUACAGUGAAAUGAGGAAAUUUCUGGAGAGUAAAGGUUAUGAAUUUGAGUCAGAAACUGACACUGAAAGUAUUGCUAAGCUCAUCAAAUACAUGUAUGACAACCGUGAAAGUGAUGACAUCUGUUUUGCUACCUUAGUGGAGAGAGUUACCCAGCAACUGGAGGGAGCAUUUGCCCUUGUGUUUAAAAGUAUCCAUUACCCUGGACAAGCAGUUUGUACUAGACGAGGAGGACCUGUGCUAAUUGGAGUACGUAGUGAACACAAACUGUCAACAGACCAUAUUCCAGUGUUGUACAGGACAGCAAAAGACAAGAAAGGAUCCUGCACUACCCUGGCCCGUGUUGACAGUACCACCUGCUUAUUCCCUGUUGAAGAGAAGUCUGUGGAAUAUUAUUUUGCAUCAGAUGCUAGUGCCGUUAUAGAGCACACAAAUCAAGUGAUCUUCCUUGAAGAUGAUGAUGUGGCUGCAGUGACGAAUGGACGCCUUUCUAUUCACCGAAUCAAGCGAACAGCAGGUGAUCAUCCUGUUCGUGCCAUUCAGACAUUGCAAAUGGAACUACAGCAGAUCAUGAAGGGCAAUUUCAGCUCUUUCAUGCAGAAGGAAAUAUUUGAACAGACUGAAUCUGUGAAGAACACCAUGAGAGGAAGGGUCAAUUUUGAUGAUUUUUCUGUAACGCUGGGUGGUUUGAAGGAUCAUAUAAAGGAAAUUAAUAGGUGUCGGCGGCUUAUCCUUAUUGCAUGUGGAACAAGUUACCAUGCUGGCGUGGCUACUCGACAAGUGUUGGAAGAACUCACUGAGCUGCCAGUUAUGAUAGAAUUGGCCAGUGACUUCUUGGAUCGGAAUACUCCUGUUUUUAGAGAUGAUGUUUGCUUUUUCAUCAGUCAGUCAGGGGAGACAGCUGAUACACUAAUGGCACUGCGGUACUGUAAAGAAAGGGGAGCAUUAACGGUUGGCAUCACCAACACAGUUGGUAGCUCUAUCUCCAGAGAAACAGACUGUGGAGUUCAUAUAAAUGCAGGGCCGGAAAUUGGAGUUGCCAGUACAAAGGCCUACACAAGCCAGUUUGUUGCACUCAUCAUGUUUGCUCUUAUGAUGUGUAAUGAUAGAAUAUCUAUGCAAGAAAGAAGGAGGCAGAUUAUCCAAGGACUUAAAGCAUUACCUGACUUAAUUAAAGAAGUCCUUACCUUGGAUGAUGAAGUACAGAGCCUAGCAACAGAGCUAUAUCAACAGAAAUCCAUUCUGAUUAUGGGCCGUGGGUAUCAUUAUGCCACAUGCUUGGAAGGAGCUCUGAAAAUUAAGGAAAUUACAUACAUGCACUCAGAGGGUAUCCUGGCUGGGGAGCUGAAACAUGGACCCCUGGCUCUGGUAGAUCAUAUAAUGCCAGUCAUUAUGAUCAUUAUGCGGGACCCCACAUAUACGAAGUGCCAGAAUGCUCUUCAGCAGGUUAUUGCACGCCAGGGACGUCCGGUUGUCAUCUGUGAUAAGGAGGAUUAUGAAACAAUAAAGAACACUAAAAGGACAAUUAAAGUUCCUCGUACUGUAGACUGUUUGCAGGGAAUCCUGAGUGUUAUUCCAUUGCAGUUGCUUUCUUUUCACUUGGCUGUGCUCAGAGGAUAUGAUGUGGACUGUCCAAGAAAUCUGGCCAAGUCUGUCACGGUAGAAUGAAGUCCUCAACUGAAGAAUGCUUACAUCAUCUGUACAUAACUGUUUAAUUAAAAGUGUCUGUAAAACUAUACCCAUAUGACAUGUAAGGCCUAUACCAUUUCUACAUUUCAGCCAACUUCUCACAGUCCAAUUACUGUUCAGUUACAUGAAAUACACAAAGAAGUUUACCUGAUUUCAUGUUUAUCAAUUUUUACUAACUCUUUUAAUUUGAAAAAGGGGUUACAA